Paramecium sonneborni is the source of this 1144-nucleotide messenger RNA. Lineage: Eukaryota; Ciliophora; Oligohymenophorea; Peniculida; Parameciidae. The record is from the annotation of a GenBank genome assembly.
AUGUUAGUUUAAGCAGAAUUAAAUAACCUAAAGACGAUUUAGGAGUUAAAGAAAUGUUUGAAGAAGCUGAAAAUGAAGCAAAAGAUCUAAAUGAAUAAGGAAUUAUUAAACAUUAUUAAAAAAGUUAAAAACGGUAAAGUGAUGACAUCAAGAGAAGUUAGAGAGUUUAAAGAUGAUUAAGAAAAAAAAUAAAAAAAAAUUUAAAAAUUAAAAACAGAUCUUAAAGAUAGAAAAAACAUAACUUUAAAAAAUCCAGAACCUUUAACUGAAAAAGAACUAAAAAUGAAAAGAGAAAUUGAUUAAUAAAUAGAUAUUUAAGGGGAAGUAGAGAAAUAGAUAAAGAAAACAUAAAUUAAAGAACCAAGAAAUCCUUAGAAAGUUUAAAAGACUUCUAUUUAAGAGCCAGAUUUAGGUGAGUUCAUAUUUGCAGAGGCAGAAUUGCCAUAAUAUAAAGGAGAGUAUGAAGAGGAAUAAAGAAUGGGAUUUCGAGAAUAAGUUGAAUAGGAAAUAAAGGAAUAAAUAUUAAUGUAGAAGAAAAAAAGACCAGCCGUAAGAGAGCUCGUAAACCUUAAGAAGGAGAGAAAGGUCCAAAAUAUAGGAAAGAGCAAAAGUUUGUAAGUUAGCCUAGAUAUCCUGUGUUUCAUGAUUUAGGAGAAGUACAAUUAUUGGAAGAUGAUAUGUAUAACGCUUAGCAUUCAAAAUGGACUCCAUAUACAGGAAAAUUAAUUGAUAAUAGUAGUGAUGAAGAAGAUGAUAAAGAUUUUUUAGAGAAAACAACAGUUUAAUUGAGAUCAAACCUUAAAAAAGGAAAGGAAAAUGUUGGUUCAUAAAAAACUUAUUCAAAAUCUGUAUAAGGGAAGAAGAGCGUUUAUUUGAGGGAAGCUGAAAGCGAGAAAAAAGAUAUUGGAAAUCAAUAUCUAACAGAUUAGAAGGAAUAAUUAAUGAGAAUAAUUUAAAAGUAAUUUGUAAAUUAAUUUAUAGUUAAAAAGGUAGAGGAUAAAUGACAAGUGAUGAUGAUGAUUCAGAUAUUGAUUUAUGUAAAGCUUAUUCAACAUAGAUUUGGUUGGCAACAGAUCCAAUGAAAUGUGAUGUAUUUAUAAUGCCAUCUAAAGAGUUAAUGGAUUUGCCUCAUAUAUAAUUAUGA